Molecule: messenger RNA, 1101 nt
Organism: Marchantia polymorpha subsp. ruderalis
Lineage: Eukaryota; Viridiplantae; Streptophyta; Marchantiopsida; Marchantiales; Marchantiaceae
Source: the annotation of a GenBank genome assembly
UACAAACAAAAGGGGCCCCGAUUCUCGACGGAGGAGGAAAGGCAGAACGGAUAGAUGGCCAAUGUGAGCCAAUGAAAGCUCCGUAGGAUCUCGAUUGAGGACGAGAGCUGUCGCGUCCCCGUGAGCCCAGCUGCGGCACCUGUCGAGAACGAGAACGAGAACGCAAAGGGGUUUAGAAGAGUUCGGGUUGAAGAGAAGAAAGGCCAGCGGAGGAUUGAAUUGAAUUGGAAGCCAUGGCUGGGCCUGCAGAGAGCAGUGGUAGGGAAAUAACCGUGCAUGGGAAUCUACUACACAUUGAGAAUCCGUUGCAAAUUGCACUCAACCAAUUGCGUGACCACGUCCAAGCUCGGUUUCUGAGGACGAAUGUCGACUGGCAAGUCGGUGGAUGGCGUAGAAGGGAGAGAUUACAGAGUGGCAGGAUCGCCCUGAGGGGUGGGAAGUUUGCAGCCAUCAUUCCGGGUGAUUCCGUGGCGGAGGUCGUGAUAACUAGUGGGAUAUUUAGCUUUCUGAAUAUUUACAACACAUUACUCAUCACACGCCUUGUGUUGACUUGGUUUCCCAAUCCACCUGCCAUCAUCGCAAAUCCCCUCAGCACUAUCUGCGACCCGUAUUUGAACAUCUUCAGGGGUAUCAUCCCACCUCUUGGAGGCUCGAUCGACUUGUCUCCAAUUUUGGCGUUCUUGGCGCUGAAUGUGUUCACUAACACAGCCGCUGCUCUUCCAGCAGAACUUCCAUCGAACGGUGCCAUUGCCCAGAACCCUUCUUUGAGUAAGAUGACUUGGAGACAGAGAGCUCAGUUGAGAAAAGGAAAGCAGAUCAAGGAGGAUAAGUAAAUUGUGUCGUAGAAGCAAGAGGUCUAGUCCAAGUCUCCAGGGCAAAUAUUGGUUUUGACACGGACUUCUCACCGAUUAUGUCUCCCAAGGAAGUCAAAUCUCGACCGAAUGUUCCUAAUUUCUAGAGGUUGGCAUCCCUUUUUACAACAUUGACGUUUGUAGGUUCUUCUGAAUUUGAAGUAAAUAUAAUCGAUUCUUUUCACGGAGGUCGCCUUAAUUCUGUAGUUUUUUUCUGAUCAAUGUGUUAUCAUUGCACUCUUUGCGUUUA